Onychostoma macrolepis is the source of this 1910-nucleotide messenger RNA. RefSeq lists its product as uncharacterized. The record is from RefSeq and is a predicted model, not a curated record. Lineage: Eukaryota; Metazoa; Chordata; Actinopteri; Cypriniformes; Cyprinidae. Gene Ontology annotation, biological process: regulation of toll-like receptor signaling pathway. Bases 216 to 998 code for a protein of 260 amino acids. The transcript has 3 exons.
CACCAGACCUGAGAAAACAUCUCAGCGAUAGAUAGAUAGAUAGAUAGAUAGAUAGAUAGAUAGAUAAACUAACUAUACAAAAGUGACACUAUACAUUGGACAUUGCUGGCUAUUAUUGUCACUCUUGAAAUUUCUGUUUCUGCAGCCAUAGGCCUACAAGGAACUCCACUCUAAAACAUUUGGUGGCUAUCAUCAAAGACUAUAGAAAUACUAUCAUGCUCGGAGAAGCUUUCCUUCAUGUUCUGAACUGCGCAGAAGACAUCACAAAUCAUGAUGGACAUGCUCAUACACACUCAACCACCCCCACGAUCCGUCCUGACCCCUGCACAGCGAAUGCCGCCGUCAGAUCUCCUCUGAUACCACGAACUGUGAGAGCUGGCAGGCCCGAAUGCCUGGAAAAGCAAGGGCAGUACCGAGCCUCCGCACCCAGCAACGCUAUGCCCAUUCUCAGCUGUAGCGGGGAGGAUCACUUGGGCAUGAUGUUGUAUUGCUCCUGGUGCUGUCCCAGCUUCUGCAAGAACUAUCCAGACCUCCGGCUUGCUGGUGACCGGCUGGAGCACUGCAGUCCUCAUAACCCAGACCUGCUCAACCCACCAGACGCGGGGCCACUGCUAAAAUCUCAGGACCUGAGCUCUCUGGAAGCAGGUCAACAGGUAGAGGCUGUGACCCAGCAGGAUGAGGAGUAUCUUGUCAUAGAAAGCGUUCAGGGUCCUGGCUGGGAGAGAAGGCUCACCAACUCCAUGUUGAACGGUUACCUGGAAGUCCAAAUGCUCCAGGUGUUUUGUCAGCACAUGCAAAACAUGGCGUGCAAUGGAUCAUCAUUGCUGAGCACUGACGUCAUGCCGGCACUGGGGCCCACCAGCCUGACUGUUGCCAAAGAACAGACAGAAGAGCUGGAUUCUUCAUCCAAUAAUGUUGUGCAUUAUUUAAGCGCUUGUUCAGCUCCAGCCACCUCCCACUUCAGCUCACCAGUGCUACGAAUCUCAGAAGCUGAGUAACCCACCUCAUGAACACAUAUACAAACACACACACACACAGCUCAUGCCCUCAUAAAAUUUCCAGUGUUGGGCUCCUGUCUUUUGACCAAAACAAAUACAAAUAUUUUAAGUUAUCUGUGUUGUUAAAGGAAUGUUCUGCAUGCAAUACUGACAGCAUUUGUGGUAUGUUGAUAACUAGUGAUUUAAAAAAAAUAAUUCCAAUGAAGCACACAAGGCAAAGCAAUGAACAUUAACAUACAUCAUAUGUGACCCUGGACCACAAAACCAGUCUUAAGUCACUGGGGUAUAUUUGUAGCAAUAGCUAAAAAUACAUUGUAUGGGUCAAAAUGAUCGAUUUUUCUUUUAUGCCAAAAAUCAUUAGGAUAUUAAGUAAAGAUCAUGUUCCAUGAAGAUAUUUUGUAAAUUUCUUAUCAUAAAUAUAUCAAAACUUCAUUUUUGAUUAGUAAUAUGCAUUGCUAAGAACUUAAUUUGGACAACUCUAUAAAUGCGAUUUUCUCAAUAUUUAGAUUUUUUUGCACCCUCAGAUUCCAGAUUUUCAUAUAAAAUCUAUUGUCCGAUCCUAACAAACCAUACAUCAAUGGAAAGCUUAUUUAUUGAGCUUUCAGAUGAUGUAUAAAUCUCAAUUUUGAAAAAGUGACACUUAAGACGGGUUUUGUGGUCCAGGGACACAUAUUUCAAAAGUAUAGCCAUAUGAUUUAUAUAUUAUGUAUGUUAACAUGAGACUUAGGGACUUUGUCUAUGUAAAGUUACAGUUACAGUUAGGAUUAAAGGUGUGGGGUCAAUAAGAUUUUUCAUUUUUUUAUAAAGAAGUCUUAUACUCACCAUGAAGGCUGCAUUUAUUUGAUCGAAAAUAAAAUAAAACAGCAAUAUAGUUAAAUGUAAUUACAAUUGAAAAUAAAAGUUUUUAUUUUA